Neurospora tetraspora is the source of this 1149-nucleotide messenger RNA. RefSeq lists its product as uncharacterized. The record is from RefSeq and is a predicted model, not a curated record. Gene Ontology annotation, molecular function: iron ion binding; sphingolipid delta-4 desaturase activity. Gene Ontology annotation, cellular component: endoplasmic reticulum membrane. Lineage: Eukaryota; Fungi; Ascomycota; Sordariomycetes; Sordariales; Sordariaceae. Gene Ontology annotation, biological process: sphingolipid biosynthetic process. The transcript has 2 exons. The coding region runs from base 1 to 1149 and encodes 382 amino acids.
AUGGUCUUCACCGACACAGCAACCGGUCGAACCAUGGCCAUGAUGGCUAACACAACAAUCGCCUCGGGCCUACCGCCCUUGCCCGCCUACGAAACCCGGCCGCUUCCGGACCUGCUGCCGUGGAUUUCGGACUUUUGGCUGUCGCUUAUCCUGCCGCACAUCGCCUACUGGGUCGUAUCCAUGCUCUUCCACAUUGUCGACGUUUACGACCUCUUCCCUCAGUAUCGCCUACACACCCCCGAAGAGAUCAGCCAACGUAAUCUUGCGUCCCGCUACGAGGUCGCUCGCGAUGUCCUCCUCGAACAAGUAAUCCAGAUCGGCACCUCGGCUGUGCUAAAUCUCCUCGACGACCAGCAGCUCACCGGACACGAGAACUACGAAAUUGCCGUCUGGGCGACGCGCAUCCGCCUGGCUCAGCGUGGUCUCCCCACCAUUCUUGGUCUCGUUGGACUGAAUGCCGGCGACCUUUCCAAGACCAUUGCUAGCUCAUACCCGCUACUUGCUGGCGCGCUUGCUGGCGGUUUCUACCCAUCCCUCUUCGAGCUCGAUAACAUGGCCGGCACGGCUGUUCCUGCGUUCGCGUCCUGGGAGAUUCUCUUGGCCAAGGCCAUCUAUUGGAUCGUCAUUCCUGGCAUCAAGUUCUGGUUGGCCGCUUUUGUCCUCGAUAGCUGGCAAUACCUCUGGCACCGCGCCAUGCACAUGAACAAGUGGAUGUACACCAAGUGGCACGCUCGUCACCACCGUCUCUACGUUCCCUACGCCUACGGUGCCCUCUACAACCACCCCGUCGAGGGAUUCGUGCUCGACACCCUCGGUGCCGCCAUCGCCUACAAGUGCUCCUUCAUGACCUCGCGCGAGGGUAUGUUCUUCUUUGUCGGCAGCAUGAUGAAGACGGUCGACGACCACUGCGGAUACGCGCUGCCCUGGGACCCCCUGCAGCACAUCACCAGCAACAACGCCGCCUACCACGACAUCCACCACCAGAGCUGGGGCAUCAAGACCAACUUCUCCCAGCCCUUCUUCACCACCUGGGAUAGAAUCCUUGGCACCAUGUGGAAGGGUGACACCUCGAUCAAGUACGAGCGCACGAGGGCUGCGGCGGCCAACAAGAAGAAGGGCGUCAAGGGUGAAGAGUUGAAGGACGAGUAA